CCCCGGCCCGCCGCCAGCACCGGCCCCGCCGCCGUCCCGGGGCCGCCAUGGAGACCGGCAGCAAGAUGACGGCUCGCCUGAUGCUCGCCGUGGGAGGAGCGGUGCUGGGCUCGCUGCAGUUCGGCUACAACACAGGCGUCAUCAACGCCCCCCAGAAGGUGAUUGAGGACUUCUACAACCGCACGUGGCUGUACCGAUACGAUGAGCCCAUCAGCUCUGGCACCCUCACCACGCUCUGGUCCCUCUCCGUUGCCAUCUUCUCCGUCGGGGGCAUGAUUGGGUCCUUCUCCGUUGGGCUCUUUGUCAACCGCUUCGGACGACGCAACUCCAUGCUGAUGUCCAACAUCCUUGCCUUCGUGUCCGCUGUCCUGAUGGGCUUCUCCAAGAUGGCUUUCUCCUUCGAGAUGCUCAUCCUUGGCCGCUUCAUCAUCGGCCUCUACUCCGGCCUCACCACCGGCUUCGUGCCCAUGUACGUGGGUGAGGUGUCGCCCACCGCGCUGCGGGGUGCCCUGGGGACCUUCCACCAGCUGGGCAUUGUCUUGGGCAUCCUUAUUGCACAGGUGUUUGGGCUGGACUUGAUCAUGGGCAACGACUCGCUCUGGCCGCUGCUGCUAGGCUUCAUCUUCGUGCCUGCCCUGCUGCAGUGCAUCAUCCUGCCCUUCGCGCCCGAGAGCCCUCGCUUCCUCCUCAUCAACCGCAACGAGGAGAACAAGGCCAAGAGCGUCCUCAAGAAGCUGCGGGGCACGACAGACGUCAGCAGCGACCUCCAGGAGAUGAAGGAGGAGAGCCGGCAAAUGAUGAGGGAGAAGAAGGUGACCAUCAUGGAGCUCUUCCGCUCGCCCAUGUACCGCCAGCCCAUCCUCAUCGCCAUCGUCCUGCAGCUCUCCCAGCAGCUCUCGGGGAUCAACGCAGUCUUCUACUACUCCACCAGCAUCUUCGAGAAGUCUGGUGUGGAGCAGCCUGUCUAUGCCACCAUCGGCUCUGGUGUGGUGAACACAGCUUUCACGGUUGUUUCGCUCUUUGUGGUGGAACGAGCUGGGCGCAGGACCCUGCACCUCAUCGGCCUGGCGGGCAUGGCUGGGUGCGCCGUGCUCAUGACCAUCGCCCUGACGCUGCUGGACCAAAUGCCCUGGAUGUCCUACCUCAGCAUUGUGGCCAUCUUCGGGUUCGUGGCCUUCUUUGAGAUUGGCCCAGGCCCCAUCCCCUGGUUUAUCGUGGCAGAACUCUUCAGCCAAGGCCCUCGUCCGGCUGCCUUCGCCGUUGCUGGGCUGUCCAACUGGACUUCCAACUUCAUCGUGGGCAUGGGCUUCCAGUACAUCGCGCAACUCUGCGGCUCCUACGUCUUCAUCAUCUUCACGGUGCUGCUCGUCCUCUUCUUCAUCUUCACCUACUUCAAGGUGCCCGAGACCAAGGGUCGGACCUUCGACGAGAUCGCUUCGGGCUUCCGGCAGGGGGGCGCGAGCCAGAGCGACAAAACCCCGGACGAGUUCCACAGCUUGGGCGCCGACUCCCAGGUGUGACCUGCCCAGCUGUGACCUGCUGCUGGCCCUGCCCGUGGCCGCUCGCCCACCUCCUCCUGAGUCCUUGGCUUCUCCUCUCUGGCACCGCUCUGUGUACAGGUGCCAGGCCCGCGGGGCACCCCCUCGCCCCCUGGCCUGGCAGGGACAGACUCACCGAUUUUACCCUUCUCUGGCAGUUUGGGUUUUGCCUGUUAGGAACAGUUUUUAUUUUGGGGUUUGUUUUUAAUAAUUCCUGUUUUUUUAGCUGGUUUCGCGUCCAGGAUUUCAAAAGAGGUUUGGUGAAACCACCCAGGGUGGCCCCCAAAGCCCCCUCCAGGAGGGCUGUGCCGACGCGAUAGGUUCCCGAAGGAGAGCUCCUGUAGCCCAGGGCUUUCCAGCUGGGAGCAUCCUUUUGUGGUUUGGGGUUAUUUGGGGUUUUUUUAACCUUCUAAUCGUAGCCAAAUCAGGUAAAAAUCGACUAAACCUGCAGCAGCCCCUGGGGGUUUAACCGAGGAGUCCUCUCUGAAAGCAGCCUGCUGGAUUCCGCUCCCCCGCCCAGGCUGGGCUGGAGCCGCUCUGAGGAUUCGCAGCUUCGCGGAUUGCAUCCGGUUGGAAGGGACCCUCGAAGGUCGUCUUGUCCAACCCCCUUGCAGUGGACAGGGACAUCUCCAACUAGAGCAGGCUGCCCGGGGCCGCACCUGGCGGUCCAGUUUGGCUGGGCUGCGGCUGGGAGGGGCCGCGGGGAGGGGCCGAGGGGAGGGGCCGAUCGCUUUGCUUUGGGGUGCAUCUCGGCAAUAUUUGCCUCCGCCCACACACUACAGCGACCCCUUCCCUGCUGCCGCCUCUGGACCGCAUCACAGAAUCACAGCUUCGGUUGGAAGAGACCUCCGAGCUCAUCCAGCACCGCAAGGUCACCACUAAACCCUGUCCCUAAGCACCAGGCACGCAGGUCGCUUACCCGCCCCGGGGGACGGUGACUCCAGCGCUGCCCUGGGCAGACCAUUCCAACGUUUGAGAACCCUUCCAGUGAAGAAAUCUUCCCUGGUCUCCAACCUUAAACCUCCCCUGGCACAGCUUUGGCCUUCCCCAAACCCCUCCUCCCCUCCACCUCUCCCCACACAGCCUUCCCCCAUGCUCAGCGGGCGGCUCCCUCCGCCCCUGCUCUGUGUAUAGACUGGAAGAUAUUUAUAUUAUAUAUAUUUUUGUUGGAUGGUUGUUAAUAGUAGAAACCUUUUAAGUUAUAGCUUUUUUUUUUGGGCUUUCCCCCCCCACCUUCUCCUCUGACUUUCACCAGCGAUGUACUGUAAAUAGUCUCGGCGACAAUUCACACACCAAGGUACCGAGGGACGGAGCCCAGAGCGGCCGCGACAGCUUUGCCCGGGGGGCAGGAUGCCCUCUGCAUAGUCAUUACCUGCACUGUAGUUGUAUCUCUUGCACUGAGGCCCAGGAGCAUAUUAAACCCUCCCCAAGACACUUCCCCCUUUUCCCAGCACCUACAAAAAGGUUUCUCUCUCUUCUCUCUCCCCCUCCCCUCCCUCCCUCCCUGCGCAGCUGCUGAGGGAGCGCCUGGCACAUUCCCCCCAGCCACGGGAGGGUUGGGUUGGGUUGGUUUGGGUUGGUUUGGGUUGGUUUGGUGGUUUUGUUUUUUUUUUUAACAGAGAAUUCCUUUUUUUUUUUUUUUUUUAAUUUAUUUCUCUGGUUCGGACCCAGACAGGAAAGAAAUGAAAAGGUUUUUGUUUGGGGGGGAGGGAUGGAGGGCAAUUAAAGAAAAAAAACCAGUCCACCUCAGCCCACCUCUGUCCUCUCCCGCCCUGUGCCGGAGCUGGGCGGCUGUGCCAGCGCGGUGCCCGCCCUGCGCUGGGCUGGGCUGGGAAGCGGUGCCGGCGGCGGUGCCAAGCGCAGGGGUGUGGUGUGCGAACAAUAAACCAGGAUGGAUGCAGCGACCCAG
Molecule: messenger RNA, 3447 nt
Organism: Pogoniulus pusillus (Red-fronted tinkerbird)
Lineage: Eukaryota; Metazoa; Chordata; Aves; Piciformes; Lybiidae
Gene: SLC2A1
Product: solute carrier family 2 member 1
Exons: 10
Coding region: 48-1520 (490 amino acids)
Biological process (GO): response to insulin; dehydroascorbic acid transport
Cellular component (GO): plasma membrane; basolateral plasma membrane; apical plasma membrane
Molecular function (GO): D-glucose transmembrane transporter activity
Source: RefSeq, a predicted model, not a curated record